CACAGCCAUACUCGUAGAAGGAGGAGUUCUGCGCAGAGAGAGCGCCAAGCUCCUCCGCCGACGCCUCGCCAAGCAGCACCGGGCUCCCAGCGUCCGGCACUCCGCGUACAUCCUGUGGAUUCAUACCAGCCCAGCAGCGCGCUUGCUUCGCCCUCGCCCUACGCUCCAGGCGCUACAGAUCGUGAUCCAAUGAUCGAGGCGGUCAGCCCCCGCGGCCUGAACGCUGGAGAUGUCAGUCGCAAAAAGAGCUUGGUGCGUCCGGAGCGGCGGCGCAUGGAUCCCCACGAUCCAGAUUACCAUUACAGGAGACACGCAGAGAACAUGAAUGUUAUGCCGUCAACCACUGGCAGAGAUCCUCAGAUGGAGGCCGACAUGCAGACAUUGAGUUCAGAUCCCUCUACCAAGCUGAACGGCGAGGAUGCUGUGCCAUUGCAGGAGAAAACUGCAACUCGUCCAUCCCCGAGAAAUCCCAACAAGCUGAGCAGGAAGGCCGCCAAGAAGGAGCGCGAGGCAGAAGACGCGGCCGUGAGACGGAAGAAGAUUGACACUGCAGCCGGAUCGAUUAGUCUUUGGACCGCCUACAGCCACAUGGUCACUUUCUGGUGUCCCAACGUCAUUCUGCGCUGCUUUGGCAAGAAGCAGAAGGAGCAGCAGCGGGCGUGGAGGGAGAAGGUGGGCUUGAUCUCCAUCAUUCUGUUGAUCAUGACCUUCGUUGGAUACUUGACAUUCGGUUUCACCCAGACUGUUUGUCCUCAAGGUGGCCCUCUCCGACUUCGAAUCAACAAAGUCGGCGGUGGAUACAUGAUUUUUCAUGGCAAGGCCUACGAUUUGACACGAUCCCAGCACCCUCUUGCGAGAGGCAUUGCAGAGGGUGCCAACGUGCUUUGGGAUGUCGACCCACCCGGUGCAGGAAUGGAUGGCAGCUUCCUCUUUCAGAACGUGAAUGGAGCUUGCAAAGGCUUGAUUACUGCUGCGCAGAACUCCGAUGUGCCCACUGAUUCCUCCGGCAAUCUGGCGUGGUACUUCCCCUGCAACAUGUACAAGCAGGAUGGCUCAUCCAGCCCAAACACGAGCAUUCCGUACUACCUCGGGUACGCAUGUCACACUUCCCGUACCUCGCGCAACGACUUCUACGGUCUGAGGUCCUCGGGUGAUGUCUACUUCAACUGGAACGAUGUUCGAAAUGCCUCUCGUAACCUUAUGGUCUACUCUGGGGAUGUGUUGGAUCUUAACCUGCUGCAGUGGUUCAACUCCUCUCAGGUAGCUGUGCCGGACAAGUUCAACGAGAUCCGUCUUAAUCAGGCGGUGCGUGGAAAGGAUGUCACCCUCGCCUUCUCGAGUGGAGAGAACAAGCAAAUCGCGCAGUGCUUCCAGGACAUCAUCAAGGUGGGCUCAAUCGAUACCGAGACCGUUGGCUGCAUCGCUUCCAAAGUCGUGCUGUAUGUCUCCUUGAUCUUUAUUCUGGGCAUCGUGGUCAUCAAGUUCGCUCUCGCGCUGCUGUUCCAGUGGUUCUUGUGCCGAAAGUACGGCGCUGAUAAGACGAGUAUGAGCAAGAACAAGAAGGAGCGCCAGCAGCAGAUCGAGGAAUGGACCGACGACAUCUACCCUCCGGCUCCCAAAAUCACCGAACCUGCAUCGGUCGGUGGCACAAAUCACACCCCCAGGCGUGCGAGCUUCCUGCCGACCACGUCUCGCUUCACAAGUCCGUAUGCGAUUGAGAGAAGCAUGGCCAAGACCAGGGCUCCUCCAACGACCAUGGUCUCUCAGAGCUCUUCCAACCGAUUGACCGUCGGCAACGCUGCUUCCUUGUAUGGCAACACCAAUCGCUCCGAAGGCACUUUACCCACCUACGAUGCUCGAGAAUCCGAGUCGAGAGCAAGCUUGAUGGACUCCCAACGCUAUAGCUCUGUGCUCCACACCGACACCGAGACGACGGGACCUCAGGGCUUCAUCCACGAAGCAGUCGUGCCACAGCCUCCACCAGAAUGGCAGCCUUUCGGUUUCCCGCUUGCACAUACCAUCUGUUUGGUCACCGCUUACUCCGAAGGCCCCGAAGGGAUUCGUACCACUCUCGACUCCUUGGCCAUGACCGAUUACCCCAACAGCCACAAGUUGAUCUACGUGGUUUGCGAUGGUCUUGUCAAGGGUAAAGGAGAGGCCAUGUCCACACCCGACGUCUGUGUCAGCAUGAUGAAAGAUUUUUCGGUUGUGCCAGACGAGGUUCAGCCAUAUUCUUACGUUGCUGUUGCCGCCGGCAGCAAGCGUCACAACAUGGCCAAGGUCUACUGUGGCUUCUACGACUAUGGCGCGGAUAGCAUCAUUCCUGUAGAAAAGCAGCAACGCGUGCCUAUGAUCACCGUGGUCAAGUGUGGCACGCCAGCCGAAGCUGGAUCGGGAAAGCCUGGCAAUCGUGGCAAGCGUGACUCGCAAAUCAUCCUCAUGUCCUUCUUGCAAAAAGUCAUGUUCGAUGAGCGGAUGACGGAGCUGGAAUACGAGAUGUUCAAUGGGAUCUGGAAGUUGACCGGCAUAUCUCCCGACUUCUACGAAAUAGUCCAAAUGGUUGACGCUGACACCAAAGUCUUUCCGGAUUCGCUCACCCACAUGGUUUCUGCAAUGGUCAAGGACCCAGAGAUCAUGGGCCUUUGCGGAGAGACGAAGAUUGCCAACAAGACUCAGUCUUGGGUCAGUAUGAUCCAAGUCUUUGAGUACUUCAUUUCGCAUCACCAGGCCAAGUCAUUCGAAUCGGUGUUCGGGGGUGUCACCUGUCUGCCAGGAUGUUUCUGCAUGUAUCGUGUCAAGUCGCCCAAGGGUGCUCAGGGCUAUUGGGUUCCUAUUCUGGCCAAUCCGGACAUUGUCGAGCAUUAUUCGGAGAAUGUCGUCGAUACUCUUCACAAGAAGAAUUUGCUGCUUCUCGGUGAGGAUCGAUAUCUGUCUUCGCUCAUGCUGAAGACAUUCCCCAAGCGCAAGAUGAUGUUCAUACCACAGGCCGUCUGCAAGACCACUGUCCCGGACACUUUCAAAGUGCUCGUGUCGCAACGUCGACGUUGGAUCAACUCCACCAUCCACAACCUCAUGGAGCUCAUCAUGGUCCGCGAUCUUUGCGGUACCUUCUGCUUCUCCAUGCAGUUUGUGUUGUUCAUCGAGCUGGUGGGUACACUGGUUCUUCCUGCCGCAAUUGCCUUUACCAUCUACGUCGUUGCCAUCUCCAUCAAGGCCGGCAUCGAACAUACCGAGAUCCCGAUUAUUCCUCUGGUUCUUCUUGCGCUCAUCCUUGGUCUUCCUGGUGUUCUGAUCAUCGUCACGGCCCACCAUGUCAGCUAUGUGAUGUGGAUGUUCAUCUACUUGCUUUCACUGCCGAUUUGGAACUUGCUGCUCCCCACCUACGCAUUCUGGCAUUUCGAUGACUUCUCCUGGGGAGAUACUCGGCAGGCCGCAGGUGAAAAGAAGGGCGCUGGCAAGGACGGUCAUGACGCCCAUGGUCAGUUCGAUUCAAGCAAGAUCACCAUGAAGAGGUGGCGUGACUUUGAGCAGGAGCGCAGAUUGCGAGGAUUCCAAUGGAUGAACAGCAGCACGACCAUGUACGGCCAUGGCGGCAGUGGCUCUCCAAGCAUGCAUGGUAGUGUCCAGCACAAUGGCAUGCCAGGUCACGAGAGGAAGGUCAGUAGCUUGAUGCUUUAGGAUGACGAUCUGACUGCUGGACCUUCUUCCGAACGUAGGAGCUGGGCAAGCGACAGCAUGGUCAUUCGCGUCGCCGGGAAUCCACUUCCGCCUGGCGGGUGCUACGACUCCGGACCACAAUCAGAAUCAAUGCCCGAUCUGGUUCGUGGCAGACGGUUGAAGCGUAGCAAGGAGAGGUCGCAAGACCUAGAUAAUGAGGAGAUUGGUAUUGCUUUAUGAAGGAGCAGAGCAUGGCUCUCGAACCAGCAUGUGUGGGUGAUACGAAAGAGUGGUUGCACAGGACGAGCCAGAAAUAAAAGUUUCCCGAGGAAGGCAUGAUCUAUUUAUUGUUUGAAGGUCGAUUCUUUCUUGGACUGUCAGUCAUUACAUGGAAACACAGAUUUGUAUAUAUGGGCAGGUGUCGCUUUGCAUGACGAGCGCGUCAGGAAGAGAAGAGAGCGCUUCACACUGCCUCUUGCGGAGUUAUUCCAGUUUUAAUGAAU
Pseudocercospora fijiensis CIRAD86 is the source of this 4160-nucleotide messenger RNA. RefSeq names its product glycosyltransferase family 2 protein. The record is from RefSeq and is a predicted model, not a curated record. The transcript has a single exon. Gene Ontology annotation, molecular function: chitin synthase activity. Lineage: Eukaryota; Fungi; Ascomycota; Dothideomycetes; Mycosphaerellales; Mycosphaerellaceae. Gene Ontology annotation, cellular component: cell septum; cell periphery. Bases 190 to 3678 code for a protein of 1162 amino acids.